GGUUGGUAACCUUGGUCUAAUUUGUCAACCUUAAAUUUUGGUAGAUAUAAAAAAGUCCAUAAAAUUUUAAUUGCACGUUAUAUUUGUUUUUAUGGAAAUUUGUUGUUUCAUCAAAUUAAGUUCAAGUUUUUUAAUAAUUUCUUAACGAUGUCUCAUCUGUGUGAUUGUGUAUCUGAAAGAAAUUUUGACGUAAACAGGCCAUCGGGUGCCCAACUUUCCACGUCGCAACCUUUUCGUUCUAAAAGUUCAGUCAACAAUAGGAUUCAAGAACAUCAGAAUCACUGUCCAGCGAAAAAAGCUCAAAAGCAUGCCUCGCUUUCACGGCAUAAACAAUCACAAGGUGAGGCUGCAGGAAUAAAUUCCCAGACGUAUACUAAUUCGACGAUAAGUGAUAUAUCCACUCAGUGCCAAAACAUAAAUAUAAACAGUGAAAACGAUGAAGUAGACCAAGGAGACAGCCCAGCCUAUCCAAAACGAAAACAUUCAAAGAAAAAAGAAAGAAUAAAGAAUUUAAAAAUUCCUUCAAGAGAAGCUAUGAAUAUACCACAGACAUCCGAGUCGCAUCGCGCCCAAAACGAUGAGGCAUCAUUGCACGAGUUUUUUGCACACCAAAUAAGUCCAUUGUAUGCAUCUACUAAUUCUCGGUACCUUGAAAACCUUCGUCAUCAUCCUCAGUUUCAGCUUUCGCAAAAUAUGCAGGACUCAAGAGAGUAUUUGACUAAUGCUCAACAUGCUGCAAGUUUACCCAACACUCCAAAUUUUCAGGCAACACAAAGACCUACAUCAGCUAGUAUACCAAGCUCACCAGUAGUUUUAGUUGACUCUAUGACUCCUAAAUGCAUACAAAAUUUUCUACAACAUCCAUUACUUAGCAAAUCUUUUAGUGUCAGAAGUACGGAACCUUUCAAAUUUUUAACAGGAGAAAAUGCAGAUAACAGUGAUGUCAACACAACCCCUAAACAUAAAAGGAAAAACAAAAAGAAAGCUAAAGAAAAUGGUGAUAUUAAGUUUGACCCUUACAUCUCAGCAGAGAGAAUGGAAGCUGGGCUAAAAGAUAAUGUCUUUAUUGAAGGAGUAUUGAGGAUAAAUCCUAAACAAUUCCAACAUGCAUAUGUUUCUAGCAGUGACAGAAGUGAACAAGAUAUUCUUAUUGAUGGAAUAAAAAAUCGUAACCGUGCUUUAGAAGGCGAUGUUGUAGUUGUACAGUUUACAGACAGUGAUAAUGAAGACAGCAAUGAUGACAACAAACAGAAAAAAGGAAAAGUAGUUUAUAUCAAGGAAGUAGUUCACAACAGAACCUGCAUAGGCUCUCUGAAGUUGAUGCCUGAUAAAAAUAGACAGAGAGCCUUGUUCAUUCCACGUGAUCUCAGAAUUCCAAGGCUUAACAUACCAUUCACAAGUUGGCCUGACAACUUUUAUAAUGAUGCCAAAACUUAUGAGAAUACAUUGUUUUUAGCCAAAAUAUUGGAAUGGACAGAUACCAGAUUUGCUAUGGGGAAAAUCGUUUGUAACAUAGGCCAAUCUGGAGAUAUGGUAACAGAAACAAAAGCAAUAUUAGCUCAAACCGAUUUAGAUGUCAAGCCAUUUGGUCCCGAAGUCAGACAUUUGUAUCCAAGAUUAGAUUACAAAAUUCCUGAAGAGGAGAUAUCACUAAGAGAGGACUGUCGGAAAUUGUGUGUGUUCAGUAUUGAUCCAUUUAACUGUCGUGAUAUAGAUGAUGCUGUCUCUUGUAGAGAACUGGAAAAUGGGAAUUACGAAAUUGGAGUUCACAUAGCUGAUGUUGCUCACUUCUUAACAGAAGACACUAUAUUGGAUGAAAAAGUGGCAGACAAAGCAACAACUAUUUAUUUGGUGGAAAAAGCUUAUCAUAUGUUGCCUGAUGAUCUCUGUAUGCUCUGUUCUCUUUUUCCCGGGGUUGACAAAUUAGCCUUUUCAGUUUUUUGGGAGAUAACUAAAGAUGGAAAAGUUCUAAGUCAUAGAUUUGCAAAAACAGUAAUUAACUCUUGUUGUCAAUUAGCAUAUGAACAUGCUCAAUCAGUACUGGAAGAUAAAGAGGAUUCUGAAACAAGCUUUCCUGAAACAUAUAAUAAUUUUGAAUAUGCUGAUAUAUCAAAAGUAAUAAAAAUUCUUGGGAGUGUUGCUGCAAAAUUCCGCAAGGAUCGUUUUGAAAGUGGGGCUUUAAGAAUUGAUCAAGCCAAAGUUUCCUUUCAUUUGAAUGCUGCUAAUGGCUUGCCAGACUCAUUUUGGAUAUACGAGAGUAAAGAAAGCCAUCAACUUAUUGAAGAAUUUAUGUUACUUGCUAAUAUGACUGUAGCUGAAAGAAUUCGAGAGGAUCACCCAUCAUUAGCAUUUCUGAGAUGUCACCCAAAACCCAGUGGGUACAUGUUGAAACAACUUGCUAAAUCCUUGAAACCAAUGGGUAUUGAAUUAAAUAUCAACUCUGCUGGUGAGUUGCAUCGUUCCCUUUUGGAACAUGUUGGUCCAGACUGUACAGACAAAGGCAAAGUGAUGGUUUUAAACAUGCUGUGUGCAAAGCCUAUGACAAGGGCUAAAUAUUUCUGUGCUGAUGGGUGUCAUGAUGAUGACUUUCAUCACUAUGCUUUAAAUGUUCCACUCUAUACACAUUUCACCAGCCCUAUACGAAGAUAUGCAGAUAUUAUGGUGCACAGGUUGCUGGCAGCAAGUUUGAAAUAUAGAGAGACCCCAAAAUGGGAUGUAGACAAAGUUCGUAUGAUCGCAGCCCAAUGUAACAAGCAAAAAUACAAUGCAAAAAAAGCUGGUGAAUUGUCAACAGAAAUGUAUACACUGAAGUACAUUGAAAUGAAGUCACCAUUACUGACUGAAGCUGCUGUUGUAGAAGUGAGAGAAAAAUAUAUUGAUGUUAUUAUAAUAGCCAUGGGUUUAAAUAGAAGAAUAUUUUUCAAUAAUGAUUUUCCAGGGAAAUACCAAUGUAUUAAAACGGAAGGAUGCUCAAGGCUCUCUAAAAUGGAAUUAACAUGGAAUGCUACAAAUGAUUUACCAGAAAUCAAACAAGUUAUUCAAGUAUUUUCUAUUUUACAAGUUGAAUUAUAUAGAGGUGAUGACAUGGUGAAGGUUGAAACCAAACUUGUUAGGCCAACUCAGGAGCCAUCUCUGUAAUAAGUACUUUUAUACUAAAACGAAAUGUACCUACAUAGUGUCUUAAUGUGAUAGUAUUUUACAAAAAUGAAAUCAAAUGACACCAAAAUAAUACUAUUUUAUCAUUAUUAGCUACUCAUAAUAAAAUAUGAAAUUCUUAAUUGUAAUAGUCAUUUUAAAGAUUGUUGUGUAGGUAUUUGUGUUAAUUUUUAACUUUUUGAAUAAUGAAAUAAUGUGUGAUUUUAUUUACAGUGGUCAGUAGGUAUUUAUAUUCUUACGUGUGUUUUAGCUUGCAUGUUUACUGUAGACGUUUUACUUAGUACAAGUAAAUAGUUAAAUAUUUUUUAGUUUUAGGGCAACAAGCUCAAUCAACAUUUGAAACCCGCUAAUCGCGGAAUUAAUAAAAUUUGUACAUAAUGUAUUGUUUAUAUUUUCCCUAAUUAAAUAAUCUAUAUUAGUAAGAAA
This is a messenger RNA of Helicoverpa zea (corn earworm), 3582 nucleotides long. Its product is annotated as DIS3-like exonuclease 2. NCBI's taxonomy places the organism in Eukaryota, Metazoa, Arthropoda, Insecta, Lepidoptera, Noctuidae. Bases 148 to 3138 code for a protein of 996 amino acids. The transcript is spliced from 3 exons. Gene Ontology annotation, biological process: mRNA catabolic process; miRNA catabolic process. The record is from RefSeq and is a predicted model, not a curated record. Gene Ontology annotation, molecular function: RNA binding; 3'-5'-RNA exonuclease activity. Gene Ontology annotation, cellular component: P-body; exosome (RNase complex).